Messenger RNA from Ixodes scapularis (black-legged tick), 360 nucleotides. Its product is annotated as cuticle protein 10.9. NCBI's taxonomy places the organism in Eukaryota, Metazoa, Arthropoda, Arachnida, Ixodida, Ixodidae. Gene Ontology annotation, molecular function: structural constituent of chitin-based larval cuticle. The transcript has 3 exons. The record is from RefSeq and is a predicted model, not a curated record. The coding region runs from base 28 to 360 and encodes 110 amino acids. Gene Ontology annotation, cellular component: chitin-based extracellular matrix.
GUGAGAUAGAUAGCCACAAGUGCAACCAUGCUCGCUAAGCUCAUCUUCCUCGCCGUUGUCGCUGGCGCUCUUGCCCAGUUUAUUGAGGGACAGGAUCCUUUCUAUCCACCCCAGCCCUACCACUUCAGCUACGAUGCCGUGAACCCAGUGGAGGGUGGUCACCACUACCACGAGGAGACCAGCGACGCCACCAACUCGCGUACGGGCUCCUACGGCUACACCGACGCCUUCGGUAUUCAGCGUCGUGUCGACUAUGUCGCCGACGCCGGAGGCUACCGUGCCACCGUGACCACCAACGAGCCAGGAACCGCCGCCAGCGCUCCAGCCGACGCGGUCUACAACUCCCCCUACUCCCACUAG